This is a messenger RNA of Cylindrotheca closterium, 1902 nucleotides long. Lineage: Eukaryota; Bacillariophyta; Bacillariophyceae; Bacillariales; Bacillariaceae. The record is from the annotation of a GenBank genome assembly.
AUGUCGCGACAUCGCAUGGUGAGAAAUCUUACACAGGACGAUUAUUACGAUGACUAUGAUGACGAGUAUUAUGAUGACGACUACUACGAGGAUGAUGACUUGCAGCAGCAAUAUGCCCCUCCAUCACUUUCCAAGCCUAUAAUAGCAGCAGCAGCACCAGCUUCAGUUUUUGCUGCUCCCGUUGCGGCAGCUCCUGCUCCUAGAGCACAAAUCCCCUGGCCCAAAGCUAAACCUGCAGUAAACACUGCACCCGCAAUUGCAAAAGGGUCGUUAACAAAGCCUCCGCCAGGUUGGGGUACGCCUUCCAAUAGCGCACCUGUGGGAGUAGCACAACCUCCACCAGGGUUUGCACCACCGUCAAAUACAGCAUCCGUUGGCGUCGCCAAACCACCUGAUGGAUGGGGCAAACCAGCAGCGCUGCAAUCUCAAAAGGCAACAACAUUACCUGCAACAGCGGCUGGAGUCAUGAAACCACCACCUGAUUGGGGAAAACCAUCGUCUGGACAAGAAGCGUCCAAAAAUCAAGAUUCAAAGACAAAAGCGACAGCGACGAAAUCCAAAUCCAGCAACAAACAACAGGGAUCUGUAUAUGUACCAAAACCGGUACCUGAUAUUUUGAAAACUGCCAAAUCACAAUUGAGUAUGGUUGUCUUGGGUCAUGUAGAUGCUGGCAAAUCCACAAUGAUGGGUCAAGUUCUCGUUCAAGCUGGAUACAUAUCGAAACGAGAGGCUGGAAAGAAGCCAAUGAGUUGGAUUCUGGAUGAAAAUGAACAGGAACGAGAACGGGGCGUCACUAUGGAGAUUGGAACCAAAACUGUCCGUGUUCCAAAGCACGAUAUUGUUCUUUUGGAUGCACCUGGUCAUGCAGAUUUUGUUCCAAUCAUGAUCACAGGUGCAGCCAAUGCGGACGUUGCGAUACUUGUAGUAGCUGCAAAUACAGGUGAAUUCGAAGCGGGAUUUGAUGGAGGGGGUCAAACAAAGGAACACAUUUUACUGGCCCGGGGAUUAGGUGUAACGCAGAUUUUGGUUGCCAUCAACAAACUUGAUAUGGAAGACUGGAGCAAGCAACGGUAUGACGAAAUUCAGGCAAAAGUUAAAAGUUAUUUGCUGCAGCAACAGUUCGCCCCCAAGAGAAUACGAUUUCUGCCAUUGAGUGGUUUGACUGGGGAAAAUGUUAAAUCUCGCAAUGAUUCGAAAUUAUCAGCAUGGUACAAAGGGCCUACACUAUUAGAUGCAAUGAAUGAUUUUUUGCCUGCAAAGCGGCAACUCGAAAAACCAUUUAGAUUUGGAAUAACAGAUGUCUACGCCGAAGGCAAAGGUGUUGUAGCUCGUGGACGUGUCAUGCAAGGAUUUGUGGAAGCUGGAGAGCGAUUGGUUGUUCUUCCGAUUGGCGAUGUUGUCACAGUCAACAAGCUGGAACAUUUACAACCUCCUACUACAGAUGACAAUGACAAAAACGCAUUCAAGCGUCUAUCUAUUGGGAUGGCCGGGGAUACUGUUGAACUGGUACUUUCUGGUAUCGAGUUGGUGCGUCUUUCUGUGGGCAGUAUCCUAUCCAACCCAAACGCAAGACCACCGUUGACAAAGAAGGCGAAAGCUAAAGUUUUUAUUCUUGACUCUGUGACCAUACCAAUCAUUCGAGGAGCUCGUGUUAUGUUUCACAUGCAGAGCUUGGAUAUUCCUGCAACCGUAUCCAAGCUUAUUGCUCUCACAAAAGGUGGAGGCGAAGUUAUUAAGGAAAGACCGCGAGCACUCUCACGAAAUUCAAGUGCAAUCGUGGAAAUUACUUUGAAUGACAAGAUUGCUAUGGAACAAUUUUCAUCUUGUCGAGCUCUUGGACGUUUCGUUUUGCGGCGAUCCGGCGACACUAUUGCAGUAGGUGUAAUUGACGAGCUGCUGUAG